This is a messenger RNA of Scophthalmus maximus (turbot), 3157 nucleotides long. It is a transcript of the gene cacng3a, whose product is annotated as calcium channel, voltage-dependent, gamma subunit 3a. Gene Ontology annotation, biological process: neurotransmitter receptor internalization; calcium ion transport; positive regulation of synaptic transmission, glutamatergic. The transcript is spliced from 4 exons. The record is from RefSeq and is a predicted model, not a curated record. Gene Ontology annotation, cellular component: postsynaptic density membrane; AMPA glutamate receptor complex. The coding region runs from base 1013 to 2020 and encodes 335 amino acids. Lineage: Eukaryota; Metazoa; Chordata; Actinopteri; Pleuronectiformes; Scophthalmidae. Gene Ontology annotation, molecular function: channel regulator activity; voltage-gated calcium channel activity.
CAGCUGUCACACAUCCGCGUUAACUAACGUUAGCAAAGCUACGCUAGCUUCGCUAACUGUACGCCUGUCAAAAUGCAUUAACGGUUGUUUGUAAUUGAACGUUAUCCCGUCAGGACACACAUUGAGGUUCAUGUGCGAAAACACUCGUUGUCCCGCAAUCGUUUCUUCCAGAGUCAGCUUGUCAAUAAUAAUAUCGCUACUUUACAACUCGGUUAGCAGCUAGCGUUAGCUAGCGUUAGCUCGCAAACAGGCUAGCAAAGACAUCAACAUCCGGUUGUUUGGUGCUGCCGAAAAGUGCUUCUGGGUCCCAGCUCCCGACUCAAUUAUCAAAGUAGUAUUUUCAACUUUGUUCUCGAAAUUUCGAUUGAGCAACUUUUAUUGUGAAAUUCUAUUUCACCUCUGAUUGUACAUAACGUUCGGGUUUGGUUUCUGUUUUGUUUUAUUCCAGUCACUUCAGUGAGCUGCUGCGGAACUGGAGGACACACACACACACACACACACACAGACACAGACAAGAGGGCGGGAUCCUGCAGCCUCUGUCAUGCAGAGUUGAUCUAGGUCGUGUUGGGAGCAGCUCUGCAGCUGCUGCUGCUGCCUCCGCCUCCUCCAACUCUAAACAACUUUUUUUUUGGGUUAAAUUUCAUGCAGGAUGUUUCAUAUUUCCACUUUUCGCCCGUCGGGUCGUUUCCUCUCUGGUGUUUUUCUUUCUGAUUUUUGAAAAAAAAAAAAAAGGAAACCUUACCACAUCCACUGAUUGUCGUCUGCGCCCCGUUGGCAUGGGAACAUCCCGGCAGCUCUGUAGUAUGAUGAAUGAUGUCUCUUAGGGGAGGAAAGUGACCCGUGCUCCACCCUGCACAGUUCUCCACCUGAAGGCGAAUUUGGCGCAAAUUGCAAAAAAAACCCAACAUGUGCCUAAAGUGUGACUUUCCAUCACCUUCAUCCGGGACAGGACACCGGGGGGGAGUUGUCAGGAGUCUCUGAACCCCCCCCCCCCCCAGCCUGGAGGAGCAACAUGAGGCUGUGCAACCGGGGCGUGAUGAUGCUGCUGACCACGGCGGGGGCUUUCUGCGCCUUCAGCCUCAUGACCAUCGCCGUGGGCACGGACUACUGGCUGUACAGCCGCGGGGUGUGUCGCUCCAAGAGCCAGAACGACAACGACACCGUCCGCAAGAACGAGGAGGUCCUGACCCACUCGGGGCUGUGGAGGACCUGCUGCACCGAGGGGACGUUUCGGGGUGUUUGCAAAGACAUCGAUCACUUUGCUGAAGAUGGAGACUAUGAGCAGGACGCUGCAGAGUAUUUACUACGAGCAGUACGAGCCUCGAGCCUCUUCCCCAUCCUCAGCGUGGGAUUGUUAUUUCUCGGAGGCGUGUGUGUGGCUGCCAGUGAGUUCUACAAGUCGCGCUACAACGUCAUUCUCAGCGCGGGUAUACUCUUCGUCUCCGCAGGUCUCAGUAACAUCAUUGGCAUCAUUGUUUACAUAUCAGCCAACUCAGGUGACCCCAGCCAGAGCGACAAUAAGAAGAGCUACGCGUACGGCUGGUCUUUUUAUUUUGGGGCUCUGUCCUUCGUGCUGGCUGAGAUGGUGGGCGUCCUGGCAGUGCACGUGUUCAUAGAGAAGCACAGGCAGCUGCGCACCAAAGGCCGGCCUUCCCUCAUAAAGCCGCCCAUCUCCCGCAGCUCAUCCUACUACCGCCACCGUUACUACCAGAACCGCUCCCGCCGAUACAGUUGCAGGAGCAACCACAGCACGGGGGACUUGAUCACACACUCCUUCCGAGCAUCCUUGGUGCAGGACCGAGAGCCGUCCCUCUCCGCCGAGUCCAAAGUCGUUGGCAUUGCAGGUUUGCCGACACCAGUGAACGUCGGAUCAGAGUUCAUGCUCUACACCUUAACCGCGCCACGGAAAGACGGAAAGGAUGACAUGGCUGCGGAGGAUUUAACUGCUGCAACUGCAAACAACAACACAGAGACGCUGCCGGGAAACUGUGCGGCCAACAGAAGGACCACGCCCGUGUAAGUGGACAGGUACUGGAGGAGGGAGAUGUGCAGUGGUGAACCUCAAGAGGAACUUAAGUGAGAGGAGAACAUUCUUCACUUCCUUCGUAAAACAAAGACGAAAGACGUUGGAUAUCGAUGUAGGAGUGUUUUGACUCGUUUGUUGAUUCUUUUUUUUUUGAUUGAUCGUUGAAAUGUCAAAGAAUUGUUAACAGAUCUCAAUCACAAUUUCCCAUCUCUAUAAUGGUUUGUUUUUGUCAACAGUGCAAAACCCAUGGAGAUGCAAUUUACAGUUGUAUAAAACAAAGAAAUGCAGCAUAGGUCUUAUGUUUCAGAUGCUGGACCCAGAGAGUGAUUAUUAAAUUAUCAAAGAAGUUGCUGAUUAUUAAUUGGCAGUUAAAGGGGCCGUAAGCAAUUUUGGAGAGAGAAGUUGAUGCAUCGUUUGAUAACACGUCUCUGUUGUGAGGUGUGGUCCGCACCAUUUUUUUUGUUUUUCGUUUUACAGAGCCAGGGCUUAGCCGAAACCCUGGAUUUUCCCCCCUGCAGCACAUACAGAACCGACAGCUAGCGGGCGGUGAGGAAAUAUUCGCUGAAUUUUACAAAAAAGUGUAAUGGAUUAAAAUCGCUUACCGCCGCUUUAACUCAUCAUUCCAGCUCUACACUGAAGCAAACUGUCGCAUUCACUGUUGACGAGCUCAGAGAAGAAAGAAAAAGAUGGAGACAACAAGGACAUGGUUUUCAGAUCUUCUACUUUUUUUGCUCUUUGUACUUGGUUUUGCUCUGCUAUCUUUAUCUACAGUAUAUCUGUAGUGCGUGUGUGUGUGUGUGUGUGUGUGUGUCUGUCUGUGUGUGAAGGAGUGUGUAUAGUAAUACAGGAAUGUGUGUAAGAGACAUAAAGAGAGACAGAGAGGAGCAGUGACCAUGAAAAUAAGAAACUUAACUAAAAUCACGUAAAAAAAUAAAAUAAACACAUACAUACAUUCACCUGGGGAUGUCACUCCCGUUCCAUGAAGAAAACCGAAGCUCUCUCGUUGUCUGUCUCUUGCUGUGUCUGUUUGUGUGUCUGUGUGUGUGUUGCGUAAGCGUCUGAGCACGCAUAAGUGUAACGCCUGUGGUUUGUGCCACUAAGUCUUUGUUUACAUCAAAUAAAGCUGAAAAA